Messenger RNA from Colletotrichum scovillei, 1071 nucleotides. Its product is annotated as Major facilitator superfamily domain, general substrate transporter. The coding region runs from base 1 to 1071 and encodes 356 amino acids. The transcript has 3 exons. Gene Ontology annotation, molecular function: carbohydrate:proton symporter activity. The record is from RefSeq and is a predicted model, not a curated record. Lineage: Eukaryota; Fungi; Ascomycota; Sordariomycetes; Glomerellales; Glomerellaceae. Gene Ontology annotation, cellular component: membrane. Gene Ontology annotation, biological process: carbohydrate transport; transmembrane transport.
AUGGAUAUCCCUGAUGUUCGCAAACUUCGUGUUGGGAUCGAUCUGAACAGUCUUCCUCUUCCUAACUGCAGCGUUGGUAACUUGAGCCCUCAGGUGAGCCAGCUGCUGCUGGGCAGCUGCCAGUUGCCAGGCCUGCUCUGUGAAGCCUUUUUUCACCUUCCUGAACAGCAGCCGUUGAGUGCUGGUAUCAUUGUCGACUACAUCGACAACUCCUGGUCGUGGAAGGCAUCAGUCAUUACGCAAUUUGGACCUGCGAUCUUAUCUCUGGCGCUCUUCAUUCCGCUCGUGCCCGAGUCGCCAUACUAUCUCAUCAAUAAGGGCCGCCUGGACGAUGCUCGAAAUGCGCUAAACAAGAUUCGGGGCAAGGGGAGCUUUGAUGUUGAUGCCGAGAUCCGGGAAAUCCAAGCAACCCUUGAGCAAGAAAGGCAGCAGAGCUCCCACGUCGUCAUGCAAAUCUUUAUUGGAUACCCCCUAUGUGGCAACUACCUCGCUUAUUUUCUCACGCUCUCUGGUGUCGACGACGCUUUCGUCAUCACCAUAAUAUCGGUUCUGUGUUCCAUGUUCGCCGCCAUUUUCGCCUUUUUCUUGAUUGGACGCGUCGGACGUCGCCCUCAGCUCAUGUUUGGGACGUACGGAAUGUUGGUUUGCCUCUUAGUUGUAAGCCUUCUAGGCUUUUUCGGCCGCGGCGAGAACUGGAACAGCCAAGCCCUGGCCGCCUUCUGCAUAAUUUGGUCUAUUUUCUAUUACAUGUCAGUUGGUGCAGUAGGUUGGACCAUUGUUGGUGAGAUAUCAUCGUCUCGCCUUCGUGCCAAAACCACGUCUUUGGCAGCGAUCUCGGGCUCCAUUUGCAAUAUGGGCUGGUCGAUUGCAAUUCCUUGUUUGGUCAAUACUGAAGAGGCAAAUCUCGGGCCGAAAGCAGGACUCGUCUUCCUCGGAAGCGGCACAGUCCUUGCAGUUGUUGCGUUUUUCUCCGUUCCAGAGACCAAAGGAAGAACAUUCCACGAGCUAGAUAGUCUAUUCCUUGCUCGGGUGCCGGCUCGAAAGUUCGAGUCGGCAUCGCAUCAAGCCUAG